This is a messenger RNA of Euleptes europaea (tarantolino), 768 nucleotides long. It is a transcript of the gene THYN1, whose product is annotated as thymocyte nuclear protein 1. The record is from RefSeq and is a predicted model, not a curated record. The transcript has 7 exons. Lineage: Eukaryota; Metazoa; Chordata; Lepidosauria; Squamata; Sphaerodactylidae. Gene Ontology annotation, cellular component: nucleus. The coding region runs from base 22 to 768 and encodes 248 amino acids.
CUCCUUCAAGAAAGCUGGGGAAUGCCUUCACGAGGCAAGAAAAGAGGCCGAGGGGCCUUGAAAGCUACGAAAGAACCUGACUUGAAAGUGGCCAAGUCUGAGAUCUCAGUGGAGGGAGAGGAACCAGCGCCAGUCAAAACAUCCAGAAAGAGAAACUCUGGAAAAACCUCUGCAGGAGAAGCCAGCGUGGAGGGGAACAAGAAAACCUACACCCACUGGCUGAUGAAAUCUGAACCAGAGAGCAGGCUGGAGAAGGGAGUUGACGUGAAAUUUGGCAUUGAAGAUUUAAAAGCACAGCCUAACCAGACAGCAUGCUGGGAUGGAGUCAGGAAUUACCAGGCACGGAAUUUCUUGAGAGAGAUGAAAGUCGGGCAGAAGGCCUUUUUCUAUCACAGCAACUGCAAAGAGCCUGGGAUUGCUGGCAUCGUCAAGGUGGUGAAGGAGGCCUACCCAGACCACACCCAGUUUGAAAAGAAGGAUCCUCACUAUGAUGCUUCCAGUUCCAAAGAAAAUCCCAAAUGGUGGAUGGUCGAUGUCCAGUUGGUGCGCAUGACCAAGCGCUUCAUCCCCCUGGCAGAACUGAAGCUUCACCACCAGGCCCACAAAACCUCGGGUGGCGCUCUGAAAGACAUGGCUCUCUUUGCUCGGCAGAGACUCUCAGUCCAGCCCCUAACUGUAGUGGAGAGGUCUCAACUGAAGGAUCUGCAGAAGGGCAAGCUGGGCCGCAAGCGUUUCCCACGUAGCUUUGCUGAAAAAUCCACAAGAUGA